Messenger RNA from Peromyscus californicus insignis, 4795 nucleotides. RefSeq names its product coiled-coil domain containing 62 (gene Ccdc62). Bases 20 to 2245 code for a protein of 741 amino acids. The transcript is spliced from 12 exons. Lineage: Eukaryota; Metazoa; Chordata; Mammalia; Rodentia; Cricetidae. The record is from RefSeq and is a predicted model, not a curated record.
CCGGGCGGUUUGGGUGCGCAUGCGCGGCCGCGAGGGCGCGGCGUGCCGGCCUGCGGGCUUGCCCGCGCCUCUGCGGCCAGGCGCCUAUGGCGUUUCUGGGGUGACGCGCUGGUGGCACCGACUCUCUCUGGGGACCGGGGCAUCACCCAUGAUCCCUUCGGCGACCUUCUUCUCCCGGCGCCAGAACAUCGGGUCAGAAGUUGAGAAUUCCACUAUUGAAAAACAGCGGAAGGAGCUGCAGUUGCUCAUUGGAGAACUGAAAGAUCGAGAUAAAGAGCUCAAUGAUAUGGUCACGGUGCAUCAGAGACAACUUCUCUCAUGGGAAGAGGAUCGGCAAAAAGUGUUGACUCUGGAGGAACGUUGCAGCAAAUUAGAAGGUGAGCUGCAUAAAAGAACUGACAUAAUCAAGUCUCUCAUGAAGAAGGUCAAAAUGCUUGAAUCCAAUCAAAUAGAGUGUCAGACCGCUCUUCAGAAGACUCAGCAGCAGCUUCAGGAAAUGGCUCAAAAGGCCACACAUUCUGCCCUCCUCUCGGAAGACCUUGAGGCUAGAAAUGAAAAUCUCAGCAGCACGUUAGUGGAACUUUCUGCUCAGGUAGGACAAUUGCAAGCUAGAGAGCAGGCUCUCACUACCAUGAUAAAGCUGAAGGACAAAGAUAUUAUUGAGGCAGUCAAUCACAUUUCAGACUGUUCGGGUAAAUUUAAAUUGUUAGAGCAUGCUUUACGUGAUGCUAAGAUGGCGGAGACUUGUAUUGUGAAAGAAAAGCAAGAUUAUAAGCAGAAAUUGAAGGCACUUAGGUUUGAAGUCAGUAAACUGAAAGAGGACCUAACCGAGAAGACCACGGAAAACAACGAUCAACGAGAAGAGAUCAUUCGCCUCAAGCAAGAGAAAAGUUGCCUGCACGACGAGCUAAUUUUUACUGCCGAGAGAGAAAAGAGGAAGGAUGAGUUACUUGAUAUUGCCAAGUCAAAGCAAGAUCGUACAAAUUCAGAGCUACACAAUCUGAGACAGAUUUACGUAAAACAACAGAGUGACCUGCAGUUUCUUAAUUUCAAUGUAGAAAAUUCUCAGGAAUUAAUACAGAUAUAUGACUCAAAGAUGGAGGAAUCAAAGGCCCUGGGAUGCAGCAGAGACAUGUGUUUAUCAGACCUUGACAAUAACUACCCAAAAAUCGAUAUUAAGAGAGAGAGAAAUCAGAAGUCAUUGGUUAAGGAUCAAAAGUUUGAGGUCACGUUGGCUCAGCACAAUAGGUCAGACAAGAGCUCUUGUGACGCGUGCAGAGAGAAGAAGCUACAGGUUAAGACUGCCUUUGGGGAAGGAAGUGUAAUUGCUCUCUCGUCUCUGUUUACCAAAGACUUACUGGAGAAACAAAAGUCUUGGUCUCUGGGUGGAAAAAUCCAGACUGAACCGGAAAACAAAGUUACACUAUGCAAGAUUCAUGCAAAAUCUCCAAGAAGCAAUGGACCAGAGCUUCAGAUGGAGGAGAAGCAGCUCUCAGAAACAUCCAUCUCGCUGCCUGAAGAGAAGCAAUGGCAUGACAUCAAUGUUUACCUGGGCCUUUCUAACUGCUCUGUUGUAAAACAGCCGGAAAAGCUUGAUGGGGACUGCCGUGACCCUGCAGAUAUGUCUGAAAUCUCAUGCUGCACCCAAAAUGAAGUCUGUAUGGGUGACAGUGACCUGUGUGAUUCCAAGUGCUGCCACCCGAGUAACAUCAUCGUCGAAGCCCCAGGACACAUGACUGACGUAGAGUGGAUGAACAUUUUCAAGCCUUCCAAAAUGCAAAGGAUUGUUCGCCACAAAACUUUGUGCACUUGUUCAGGAGGUGUCAGUGGAAUGAAAUAUAAUUCCUCAGCAAGUGAGCUUAUAACCAUCCAGCCUCCGCAGUGUUUGGGGUCCUCCAAGUCUGCUGAAAGAGAAGAUGAGUCAGGGGCCUCUCCAGACAAAAGAACCUCAUCCAAGAGUGUGUUCAUCAGCAAAGAUGCCGCAUUGUCCAAUGAAAAGGAUGACUUUUCUCCUACCAGUAAGCUCCAGCGCCUGCUGGCCGAGUCUCGGCAGAUGGUCACGGAUCUGGAGCUGAGCACACUGCUGCCCAUCAGCUGUGAGAAUCUCAACAGAAGUAAGCAGGACUCUGUUUGGAAGGCAGAAAGCAGAUACCAUACUUCAUGUAAAGACAAAGGGGAUUGUGAUUCCUACCAUACUUCAUGUAAAGACAAAGGGGAUUGUGAGUCCCACAUAAGCAGCAUUUAGUACAAAGGCCAGCAGAAUCUCAAAGUUUACUUCUUAAAGCAACUGUAUUUUGUUUUUGAUGAACCAUUUUUGUGUAAAAAAAUAUUUUUAUACCAAAGAAAUGAGGUCGUACUCUACACACCUGUUUGGAACUAUGCUAAAAGGAAAAAACAAAAUAUCUCUGUCAGGAUGCAGACACGGUUUAAUUAACCAGAGAAGCUCUUUAAACCUGGCAGUAUCCGUGAACCCUGCGUGGAGGAAGCUGCUUUCGCUGCCUACCUUCUUACAACCUGGUGUGUAUUCACAUUAUAGCUUCUCAGCGUCAGCUCCCUAUGUGUGAUGUAGUCUUUUCUUCUCUUAGGGUUUUAGCACUGGACUUUGUUGUGUUGAUGGGCAUGAGAUAAGAUGGUAUAAAAUGUUUGUAAUGGGACACCAUCACCUUGCUGGCAGUUAAGGCCAGGCUGCCCUCGGGCGACAGCUGCAUCUUGUCUGGCUCUGUAGUAGGCAGUUCACUUACACAAGACAGCACUUGCUGGAAGAUCAAGUUUUGUAUGGAUUUUUAAAAAUAUAUUGAAGACUAUAUAGAUAAUAAAAAUUUAUUAUAUUGAAAUAUAAUUCCAUUUUAACUUUAAAAAAUUUUAAUUAAAAAAAGAUUACACUAUUUGCUUCUGUCCCUUCUACUAGAACUGAUCAGUUUCAUUCAAUAAAGAUAUUUUUAAUAAUAAAAAUAAUUUUUUGGUUUCCUUUUACAAUACAGGACUAAAACAAGGAACUUUAUUUAUUUAUGUAUUUUUUCGGUUUUUCGAAACGAUUUCUUUGUGUAGCCUUGGCUGUCCUGGAACUAGCUCUGUAGACCAGGCUGGCCUUGAUGUCUGUGGGAUUCAACUGCUUUUGCCUCCCAAGUACUGGGAUCAAAGGGAUGUGCCACCACUGCCUAGCUAACAAGGAACUUUAAAUGUAACCUGGCAAGUUAAUUUCUCGGGAAAGUAUUCUCUUAAGCAGAUAUCAAGGUUGUAUUGUGCUGGGUCAAUGCCCCUUUGUUAGAGGCUUCAGGGUUUCUUGAGAGAUGAUUUUCAUGAGCGGGAAGGCUCACCCUUGUAAUGAGGAUGCUGAAAAGAAACUGAGCGAGUCUGACUACACUCUGUAAAUACUGGCUUUCUCUUCAGACUGGUUGUAUCCAGCAAGACUGGGAACAUAGAACUGAUUCUGAACCAGCACUUGCCAAGUGGGAAACCCAGAAUGCCCUUGGAGAGCCCCAGGUUCCAGGCUGAGAAUUCAGACACUAAAUUUUUUCCUGCUCUGUGUGGUAGGCUCAUGACUACUCCACUUGCCUGUGACAGGAAACAUCCAUUAGACGUUCCGUAGCAAAACUUAGGGUAGAACAGGAUUUGAAAGACUACAUUCUUUUAUAGCUAAAUGUAAUUUUAGUUCAUAGGCUUGAAAUAUCUAUGACACUUAUGUACUCCAGGCUGGCUCAAACUUGUGAGCCUCCUGCCUCAGUUUCUCAAGUGCUGGGGUGACAGGAGUAUACCACCAUGCCCAGCUUUAUAACACCUGUGCUUACUCAACAAAAUUAUUAUGAAUCAAUUAACAUGAAAUUCAGAGUGGCCGAUUUUAAUAUGGUCAGCUCCUCUGUCUCAACAUGUUCUAUUUAUAUAGGAGCAAUUUAUCAUGUGUGCAGGAAAGAGUUGCAAGAUAAACUAGCCUUUAGGAUUUGUGUUGUGUCAUUAUCAUUCUUAAGACCAGCAUAUCAGGAGGCAACUGAAUUACACUAUAAUCUGUCUGCCAGAAAUGAUCUCAGCAUUGGAAAAGACUGAUACAGGGUAUUUUUGGAACUUCUGAACAGACCUUUUAAACAGAAAUAGAAACACCCCCUCCAGAAGAAAUUCUGAAUCAAGACUAUACAUAAACACUUAAAACAGUUUUACCCAAAAGGUGCCAAGAGAAUGCUUAGAAUUGAGACUGUGUGGUAUGAGGCCAAGGAUGGAAGCCCUGUCAUGGAAGCCUUGUCACACUCUGGAUAGUGACCCAUGGUGUCUUCUGUGUCCCUGAUUUGUAAGCCUCUUGCUAGGAUAAUGCCUCUAGCUUUCUUUCCUUUAAGACAGUUGGUGUGAUUCUGGUAGUGCACAGUGCAGGAAGGUUAUUCACUUAAGCCUCCAGGAGAAUGAUCCUCCAGGAGAAACAGCAUAACCCUGAUGUUCUGGAGAUCAGAGUGCAUAAAGUCAGCUAAGAUGCCAGACACAUGCAUCUGGGUUAAAAUGGGUGGCCUUCCAGAAGAGUCUAUUGAAUGCACAGUGCACAUUAACUAGCUCUGCUAAGGAGGACCUCUGGGUUCUCAGCCAAGUAAUGCUUAAAACAAACAAAAAGGAUCUGUAACCCCAUCUACUGGGGAGGCUAGGCAGGAGGAUGACAAGCCGAAGACUUAGGCUGCAGUGAGUUCAGGUUCAACAUGGGCAACUUUAGUGAGACCUCAUCUCACAACGAAAAGUAAAAAGAGGGCUGGAGCUAUAGCUCGGUGAUAGAGCACUUUCCCAGCAUGCACAAGGCCCUGGAUUUAAUCCCUGGUACCUC